UGCUCCUGCCACAAGAGGAGAUAUUUUGCCUCGGCUUCUCCUGGAGACUGCCUUAUCUGUCGAAGCAUCUCAGACAUGCAGGAAGAAGGGACAUACAACUCACUCCAGUGGGAUAAUCCAACACCAAGCCCUUACCAGAAACAUCUGUCUUCCACCAAAUGUUCAGGAACAUGGUGUCUUCUGGUGGUGAUUUCAUGUAUUUUCUGCGUGGGCUCAGUAACAACCUCUGUUUUCCUGGGCAUCAAGUUGUUCCAGGUGUCCACUAUUGCAAUGAAGCAGCAAGAAAAACUCAUCCAUCAGGAGAGAACAAUGUGGAAUUUCACACGAUGGCAGAAAAACCAUAACCUUCAGAUGAAAUACUGUCAAACCUUGAUGCAAAACUCCUUCGUUUCGGCCCAUAACUGCAGCCCUUGUCCAAACAACUGGAUUCAGAAUGGUGGAAGUUGCUACCAUGUCUUUGAAAACUGGAAAAUCUGGCACACCAGUAAAGAGGACUGUUUGAAGGAGGGCUCUAAUCUUCUACAAAUAGACAGCAAAGAGGAAAUGGACUUUAUCACUGGCAGCCUGAGGAAGAUCAAAAGUGGCUAUGAUUACUGGGUGGGACUGUCUCAGGAUGGUCUCAGCAGAUCGUGGCUUUGGCAAGAUGGCUCCGCUCCUCCCCCUGACCUGUCACCAGUAAAGACACUCCAAUCAACUAACCAGCUUUGCGGAUAUCUCAAGGACAAGUCCCUGUCUUCCGCUAACUGCAGCAUUUGGAAAUAUUUUAUCUGUGAGAAGUAUGCAUUAUGAUCCUCUACCUGA
Messenger RNA from Herpailurus yagouaroundi (jaguarundi), 801 nucleotides. It is a transcript of the gene CLEC9A, whose product is annotated as C-type lectin domain containing 9A. Gene Ontology annotation, cellular component: membrane; cell surface. NCBI's taxonomy places the organism in Eukaryota, Metazoa, Chordata, Mammalia, Carnivora, Felidae. The record is from RefSeq and is a predicted model, not a curated record. The transcript has 6 exons. Gene Ontology annotation, biological process: receptor-mediated endocytosis.